This is a messenger RNA of Priapulus caudatus, 2240 nucleotides long. Its product is annotated as BTB/POZ domain-containing protein 19-like. The record is from RefSeq and is a predicted model, not a curated record. Gene Ontology annotation, molecular function: protein binding. The transcript is spliced from 12 exons. Lineage: Eukaryota; Metazoa; Priapulida; Priapulimorpha; Priapulimorphida; Priapulidae. Bases 206 to 1702 code for a protein of 498 amino acids.
CGCAUGCGCAACAAAACUUUGUGUUUUGUUUUGGAGCCAAUUUCAAUUUAUUAUAGAAAGUAUUAACAAGCACGCGUAGUUUGGGCUUCUCUUCUGUGUGCAGAAACUCGCCGGCUGCCGCGUUCCAAUAGGUCUGCAUGAUUUGACCCAAGCGCUGUUGUAUGCGGCCACCACCCACUGAGGUCCUGACAAGUUUCUUUUAGUAAUGAUGUCACGAGGACCUCUCGCCCCUCCCCCUCCCCCUCCCCCGAAGACACACAUGUUGUCUCACAAGCCCCAGAUGGAGGAGAAAAACAUAGUGGGAGUUCCGGCGCUGUUGGACGACUUGUACAAGCUGUCGCACGAUCAGACGACCGCUGACAUGCUCUUCAUCGUCGGACCGGAAGAGGAAAGGUUCUACUGUCACAAGCUCAUCCUAUACGCGAGAUGCUCGACAUUCCAGGCAUACAAGGAUGAGUUCUUCUACACGCCAAAGUCCCAUCCCUAUCAGCAGAGCUAUAGGUUUUUCCGACCAGAGCACUUCAAGUCUGUACUGAUGUACAUCUACACCGGAAGGCUGGUGCUGAACUAUGACAACGUCGUCGACAUCCUCAGCAUCGCUCAACACCUCGGCCUCGACGACCUGCAGAAGAACUGCGAGGAUUUCGUUGCUAGGCAACUAAACCUCGAUAAUGCGUGUCUGUUUCUGGCAGCAGCGAUGCGCAUGGGCCAACAGUUUCAAGGUUCAUCUGAUAACUCGUUUGUUGAGAGGUGUGCGGAAUACAUAGAGGAGAAUGCAGAGGAGUGCAUUCACACAGAGUCCUUCCUACGCCUGCCCAAAGAAGCGCUUAUCAGACUUGUGUCUUCUGACCAGCUUGCACUGGAGGAGAAUGACGUGUGGCGUGCCGUCCUGGCAUGGGCCAAGCAGCAGACGGGCAUCAACAAGCCCGUGUCCACGUGGUCGGAAGCAGAGAAGGGCCGUGUCCGUGUGCAGAUGUCGGGUGUGAUAGAACACGUCAAGCUGUUGCUUAUCGACAGUACUGUCUUCGCUGAGGAGGUGGAGCCAACAGGGGCUGUCCCUAUGGAGAUGAGUCUAGAGAGGUAUCGCUUUGCGGCUGUUCCGGAUAAAGUCGGCGAUCCACAUGACAAGAAGCUGCGGCCACGUCUGUGCGUGAAGUUGUUCCAUGAUACCGAGAUCUUAGUGCGGGACAGACUGCAGUACCAGAAGCAGCUAAGCAUCUGGUAUGGAGAGAGCAAGCAGGCAUGGAAACUCAUAUACAGAGCUUCUAGGGAUGGGUUCUCUGCUCAAAGCUUCCAUACACACUGUGAUGGAUACUGCCCUACUUUUAUCAUUGUCUUGGGGCAACGUGGCAACGUGUGCGGUGGUUAUAGUGAUGUUCCAUGGACCAGCAAGGCUCCACAGAGGGGGCGUUAUAUUGCAUCUGAAAAGGCAUUCCUGUUCACGUUGGUCAACAAUCAGGGUGUUCCUCCCACCAAAUUUGGCAUCGCCAACAAGAAGUUUGCUACAUCCCAUCAUCCUAAUUUUGGACCAAUAUUUGGCGCAGGUGCAGACCUAUGCAUUUCCAGCAACUGUGACACAAACAUGGAGUCUUAUUCUAACCUACCUCACUCAUAUACGACAGACCAGGCAUCAAAUAGCAUUCUCAUGGGUGAUUACAAUUUCACUGUAGCUGAUUAUGAAGUGUUUACGAUUUGUGAAUGAAUCUAAAAAUACGACAGACCUAAACACACAUUCUGUUUACUGCAUUUCUGUAUGCAUAUAUGGUAAUAAUAGUACAACAUUCCAAGCAUGUAAUUUGGGUAUAUCAUGCUAAAACAUUACAUAUAGAUUUUAUAGGUUUUUAUAUCCAAUAUUUAUUGCUGAAUUUACAACAGCAGUGCACAGAGAUGUUCAGCAUGGUACUAUACCCAGUAUAUGCUGUAUAUGAUAUGGCCAUUGCAUUACCCAACAUUGUCUUAUAUAUCCCUAUAUAUGUCCCAUUUUUUGUUGCCUUCUUUGUAAUCUUUCAAUGUGUCCUUGAAUUAUAAAUGAAUAUGGGUAUUAUUGCCCUGCUAGAAAAUUAGUAAGCAACCUAAUUGCUACACAAUCUUAUGGAUGCUGCCCAAACAAUAUAAUAGGGUUUAAUGUAAUUAUUUAUUUCCGGGUGGUGGAUGCGAUUAUUUCCUUUAUCCAUGGUAAAUCAUGUACGUAGGAUGGGAGGGUUUAGUAUGGUAAAUAAAAUUAUGGUGUUUUUACACAA